GCCAAUGUCAGAACGGAGGAACUUGCAAUCCUUCUCCGGGACCCAGUCUACACUACACAUGUAACUGUCUAUCUGGGUAUACCGGCAUUCUCUGCCAAACAGCUUCGGAUCUCUGUGCUAACAACCAGUGUCAGAACGUAGAAUCUUGCAGUCCUAUGCCGGGUUUCAACCCUCCAUACUUUUGUAAUUGUCAACCUGGGUAUCAAGGACAGUUCUGCCAAAUAGCUUUAGAUUCAUGUGCAAGUAGCCAAUGUCAGAACGGAGGAACUUGUAAUUCUACUCCGGGACCCAGUCUUCCGUACACGUGUAACUGUCUAGCUGGGUACACAGGCCAGCUCUGUCAAACAGCUUCGGAUCUCUGUGCUAACAACCAGUGUCAGAACGUAGAAUCUUGCAGUCCUAUGCCGGGUUUCAACCCUCCAUACUUCUGUAAUUGUCAACCUGGAUAUCAAGGACAGUUCUGUCAAAUAGUGUUGGAUAAAAAGAAAAUACCCAACUUUUAA
This is a messenger RNA of Strongylocentrotus purpuratus (purple sea urchin), 503 nucleotides long. RefSeq names its product fibropellin-3-like. The coding region runs from base 156 to 503 and encodes 115 amino acids. The transcript has 5 exons. Gene Ontology annotation, cellular component: plasma membrane; protein-containing complex. NCBI's taxonomy places the organism in Eukaryota, Metazoa, Echinodermata, Echinoidea, Camarodonta, Strongylocentrotidae. Gene Ontology annotation, biological process: establishment or maintenance of epithelial cell apical/basal polarity; heterophilic cell-cell adhesion. The record is from RefSeq and is a predicted model, not a curated record.